This is a messenger RNA of Wyeomyia smithii (pitcher-plant mosquito), 13974 nucleotides long. RefSeq names its product hepatic leukemia factor (gene Pdp1). Gene Ontology annotation, molecular function: RNA polymerase II cis-regulatory region sequence-specific DNA binding; DNA-binding transcription factor activity, RNA polymerase II-specific. Gene Ontology annotation, cellular component: nucleus. The transcript is spliced from 5 exons. The record is from RefSeq and is a predicted model, not a curated record. The coding region runs from base 1866 to 3122 and encodes 418 amino acids. NCBI's taxonomy places the organism in Eukaryota, Metazoa, Arthropoda, Insecta, Diptera, Culicidae. Gene Ontology annotation, biological process: regulation of transcription by RNA polymerase II.
GCUCGCGCGCUCGCUCGCUCGCUCUGGCCGGUUGUUUUUGCAGCAGGCUUUCAGUCGCUCGGUCGGUGGCUCGGAGGCACCGUGCGCCGGAAUACUUCCUCUUUCACUCUCACUCUCACUCUUCACACGGUUCGCGCAUUUCUCCUACCCCUUGACCAGUUUGUCGUCGUCAUCGUCGUCGAUGGGUUCGAACGGUACGGAACUUCGCGGAAUAGUUUUUGGGCUGUGUGUUUACUCUAGCCUUUCUUAUUUCGUUGCUAGUGUGUGGUGAGGUGUGUAUGUGUUGGAUAGUGCUGUUUGGCGUUUUUUUUUGGCAACACGGUGGGGGACCCGCACACGUUUGCUUGCCGUUCGGUGGCCUCUGGAGACCCUUGAGACAGUAUUGUCCGAUGAGUCGGGAUCCAUCGAUCGCUGGAAACGCGCGUGCGUGAAGUGCUUUCUCCUUUGCUUUGCGGUAUACCGUAUCACCAGAACGAGGACCUUGUGUAAUAUCUAUCGACCGAACGGUGGGGAGUGGGAGAGAAUCCAUUCAUCCCGAGAACCAUUUUCGUUCUAGUUCUUCAGCUGACACCUGAGCUUAUGAGCAAAUGUGUAUGUGUGUGCGUUGGGAACGAGGCACGUUUUGUUUUGAUUUUAUGAAAUGCACAAUAAAACAUACGGUACGAAAGAUUCUUGAGGUGCAGAACGACAACAGCUGAUUAGAAUAGUUUGUUAUAAAUGUGAAGUGGCUGGUGACAGUAAGAGUCAUGAUAAUUAAAAUUCUAAAUUCCGUCAGUCACAGGAAGCCCGCUACUAGGGGCUAGGUGUUAGUGUGUCUAAGCACGAACGUCCAGAAUAAUCGCUCCUGGAAAACUUGGGAACAUUGGGAAGCAAGUCACUUCAGUGCAGCAAGCUCCGAUAGUGUUGACUGUGUGGUAUUGGUGAGAACGUAGUGUUGAUAGAGAGUGCGCAUGCGGCCGCUGUGUGAUACCUUGCUGUCUGCUGCAGAGCCGGAGAUGCAAUUUGAUUAAUUAAUAUAAACAGAUCUUUCUGAACAGCGCCGUUUCGGUGCGCGGUGUUGCAGUGAGGUGCAUUGUACAAGGUGGGGACGCUCCCCCGAGAGCCCUUUAGAACCUCCCGCUAGUAGCAGUGUGCGCGUCGUGCGAUCGUAGUGUGGAAGCUCCGCUUUAGAAUGGAAGCUAAUUUGAAUUGAAAAAUGAAACGCAUGAAAUAGCACGUACAAGGUCACAUGGAUUUGCAUUCACAGGAAAAAAAAGAGUGUUAGCAACCAUUGCAAGCUACCGCCUAGGGAAGUGUACGCGUGCGGAACUUGUGUCGUUGUUUGAUAACUAAGCGUGAGAUAACUGAUCUAGAUCAGUGCCGCGAGAAAACAACUGAGGAGGCGCUCUGAAUCGCGCUAAUUCACCAAAUGUUUUUCAAGUUUGACAAGUGUUUACCGUUCUCUUGACGAAAAUAAUCGCGGCCUUUGUUGGUCGCACGAAGGCAAUGCCUUGAAGAAACAAACCGCUUCCCACCGUUACCCGUUCGGUUUCAUGUUUCCCGUUGCCCGAAUGUGUGUGCCCGCAUGAACCUAAAUUUAGAGUGAACCCUUCCUUCCGUUUAGGCAGCUGGAGUCAGCAGUUUGUAGUAUGGUCUUGUAUGAACCCGAAAUACCAGUUAUUAGGCGAUUGGACGCAUAAACCAGGUUAUACACGAAGAAAGGAAGGGAAGAAAAAAUUUAACAAGUGAAAGCAUUGUGCACUUAAACAAUUAUCGGCAAACAGUUAGUGCUCGCGACAAGUAGAAAAGAAAAGACGAAAUCGAAGAACGCGCGACAGCCUUUAUCCGGUUUGGUGUAUUUCCUCCGUUCUGAUCCCGGCCUAUAAAUGAAUAUGGAAUUCCAGCCGCUGCCACCGGUUUCAUCGAUGAACAUUGGUCCACCGACACCUGCUCCGUCGCCCCAUAUACAAAUUAUCCCGAAUGGGUCCGGUAGUGCAAACGGGGGUACCAACAACAAUACCAACACGGUGGCCAAUCAGCUGCUCAAUUCGAUGCCACCGCCAAUCCUACCGGUCGGUAUGCCGCUGCAGCAGGUGGUUCACAAUCUGCAGCAACUGACCAACGUUAAUGGGUUGGCUCAGCAGCAUCACCAGCAGCAACAACAACAACAGCAGCAGCAUCAGCAGCAACACCAACAGGCACAGGCUCACCAGGCUCUGCUCGGAUCGAACAAUACCAACGGACUUAACGGGAUCCAUCAGAACCAGAGCCUGCCGCCGACAUCGCAGCUUCUGCAGGCAAUUCAUCACAACACGAGCAACAACAACAACAACGGCCUCAACAAUAACAACAAUAAUAACAACAAUUCGAUCACACAGUAUCAGGUGCAGCAGCUCUGGAGACAUCACGCCUAUCUAAACGGUAAAUCAAGCAAUAACAAAGACAUCUGCGGCGACGAUAAACACAAAGAGGAUGGCGACCCGUGGAACGUGGAAGCACAGGCGGCAUUCUUGGGGCCGAAUCUGUGGGACAAAACGCUACCCUACGACUCUGAUCUCAAAGUGCACCAGUAUGCCGACCUUGAUGAAUUCCUGUCAGAGAAUGGCAUCCCGGUGGAUGGUUUGCCGGGCAGUCACCUGGGCCACUCGACCAGCCUCACCGGCCGCUCCGACAGCCUGGGACACUGUGCGGGCCUUUCGCUGGGCCUCAGCCAGGUGACGACGAAACGAGAACGCUCCCCAUCGCCCUCAGACUGCAUGAGUCCGGACACGAUAAACCCACCGUCGCCGGCCGACUCGAUUUUCGAUGUUGCAGCUUUCUCGAUGUCCUCGACGACCCGGGACUUUGAUCCCCGAACACGGGCUUUUUCCGACGAGGAACUAAAACCGCAGCCAAUGAUCAAAAAGUCCCGGAAACAGUUCGUGCCGGACGAUAUGAAAGACGACAAGUACUGGGCACGGCGCCGGAAGAACAAUAUGGCCGCGAAGCGAUCACGCGAUGCCCGACGAAUGAAAGAGAAUCAAAUCGCGCUUCGAGCUGGUUACCUGGAAAAAGAGAACAUGAACCUGCACCGGGAAGUGGAACAACUGAAACAGGAAAACAUGGAACUACGUGCCCGCCUAUCCAAAUAUCAAGAGGUAUAAUCUUAACUCAACGCAUCCCUAGUUUACCACACUACUACGUCCACCAUCAUCAUCAUCAACAAAAACAAACACAGCAAACAACAGCUACUAAUCUAAGCUAGUACAGUUCAACUACCCGUAAGUGUCACCAGCAUCCGUAGGCGACUAAAGUAAAAGACAGCGGCAGCAGCAUGAGCAGUAGCGCGAGCGCAGCAACGUUUUAUGUUGGUGGGAAUGAACGGGACAGCGGAAGUAACGCAACCCUACGGCAGCAACAACAGCAACAGCAUUGUUACCAAAAACAGCAAGUAAAUUUGAGCUAGGCAAUGUAUAGAAUAACAGAAAGAAGAGACAGCAAGGAUUAAAUACUUUUUAGUAAUGUUGUUCGUAAACUCACCGAAAGCUGUAAAGCCAAUUGCAGCUCUUACACACCACACACGCAUGCGUAGAUUCACAAACCAUCACGCAAACAUAGUGCAACGUCAGGCUUCUGAAACAAUAGUGAUAGCUGAAAAAAGCGGAUGAGAUAAAAAACAAGAUGACAGCUUCAACCCAGCCACACCACCACAGACACAUCACUCUAUGCGUUUUGAACGAUUUGAUUAUGCUUCAGUCAGUUAUCGAUAAGGUUACCUGUUCUAUAUCAGAUACGUGCGAUCCUCAAUACCUAGAAGUCUAGAUGCUCUGGCAUCUAUUCUCCAUUGUUUGUUUUCUUUAUCGGAUAAUGUUAGUGAAACUGUUUAAUUUUUGAAUAGGACGAUUCUACUUUUAAGUCAGUGCGUGUCAGAUGCGUGUCCAUUACUCAGAAUCAAUAGACGGAGUGAAACGUGGCUCGUGAAGCAUUACUACUGUUACUAAAGGAAGAGGCAAACAAAUCAAGUAUAAAAGUAUACAUAAGACUGCGUCGAGGGCUUAGCAGCAACAGGUAGAACGCAAGCUUUUGCCCGUUAGUACGCGUUGUUAGAAGUUAGUGCGUUAUGUUUAUUCUGCUUUAUGUUUGGUUUGUUAUACAGAGGAAUGAAAGCAACAGCAACGAGAGUUGUACGUUUAAAAUAAAGCUAAUUUACGUACGUUAGGUAAGAAUGAAAACGGUAAACUAUCCGGGAAAAUUGCAAUGAUCACGAGCAGGAAGGUGUGCAUAGUGUUUUUAACGAAAGGCACGGUUGUUGUCCCUCUUCGCGUGUAAAGUGGUUCGUUUCAAUGGACGCUUACGAUGUGCCUCGCCAGACGGCGCUGGUAGGAGUUGAAAGUUUCCGCGUAACGCCCGAAUGACGCCUGUAUGAUGCGAUGCGAUGGGAGGAUGUAGCUAAACUGUUUAGCUACUAUAGUUACCGUUUUGGUUCCAGUUUCGGACAGUCAUGGAAUUCAGAUUGCAAAAUUUGACUGCAAAAGUAUGAUACAAACAAUUACAAAAUUACUAAGUUGUUGAUUAAAAAAUUUUAUUUCUAGUCUCGUUUAGUACAAUAUAAUGACAAUAUUUUUUCCUGAUGCUCAAUAAUUUCUUGAGAUCUUUCGAAUAAUUAUUGUUGCUAAAAUAGUUGAGAGCACAACGAAUGACUAUUUGUUGGUAUUUCUUAGCACAGGAUAGUAAACCAGUGUGAAUUGUGUAAAACGAACGUUUUACUUUAACGAUUCUGUACUUAGACUUCAUUUUGAUUAGUUUUCGAAAGACAAAGUUGUGAAAACUUUCCUCGCAGAUGAUUAUUCAUCUUACAGUGUUCUAGCCGUUUUUUGAUUUUUUUUUCACUGACAAUGGAUGUCUCGAGUAUUGAUGCAAUGUACUACGACCGUGAGACUCCAUUUGGUACAACAGUAGUGGAGGAUAAUGAACUCAGAAACAUCUGUUUGAAAUGGAAAACAAAGCUGUCUUACUCGUCUUCCAGUUAAUCAGUUUUCUACCAUUACCUUCCAUUUUUCUAUUAAAACUGAUAUUCACUAGUUUUUUUUUAACUAAACACUUUGGUGAAAAGUUAUGCUAUUUAUUCGCAAAAAGAACAAAAAACAAUUUUGUUUUUUAAAAGAUACUUGUUCCAGUUGUUUAAAAACAAACGAAACGGUAGUUUGGUAAGUCAAGAGUUCGUACAGUUUGCAUCGUCACAAUCAAGCAUCUAAUUUACCAAUGAAUUCUAGUAUGAAUACCAGAAAAACAACGGCCUUCUCAAGUCGCAUAAAUAAGAGAUACAGUUUCUUUCUGAUAACCUUCGGAGAGGUUGAAAUAUUGAUAAAAUUUGAAGAAAAAAUGUUGGAACUGAUGAGUCAUUUGUUCUCGUCGGUACCGUAGCCACCUGGAGACAAAAAAAAACAAAUGAAUUUAGUGAAUGCUUGAAAGUAUUUUCACAAACAUCAGCGUAUAAACCUUAAUAUCUAAACUAUCGAUUUGUGAAUUUGUUUAGAUUAAUUAUCGAAUUGGGUUACCUGCUACACGCCGAAGAGGGAAAACGCCAGAAAGUACUAAUACGAUUGUGUCAAUUCGAUUAUUGUUAAAAAAGGGACAGAUAAAAAAUGCUCCUGAAGCCCUGUAAAAAUGUUACAUUGAACUAAACAAGCCUGUAAUUGAUAGAAAUUAUAUCUGUAAAUAGCCUCUGUAAUAAUAAGAAGUUAGCGAGCAAACAAGAGAAAGAGAAAUUAAGCUAUAUUUACAAGACGCACGUACUGCAGAAGAAAUUGAAUAAUUGACGAUUACAACAAAUAUAAAACGAAAACAACUAGUUGAGCGGCAAAGGUUAAAAAAAUAUGUUAGGUUACUAAUUCUUAAAAAAAGAAAUUGUUCUAAAUUUGGUUCUGUUUCUCGUUCCGGGUUGCUUCUGUUAGGUUUAUUAUAGAAAGUUCGCAGCUGUCCUCUCAGAAGGUUUAGUUGUGUUUGCGCCGGUGGUAGCCUUCCUCAAUAGCACAGCAAAGUCAAGCCGAAGCUUUCGAAUCGUUUCUCAAAACAAGUAGAAAACUACACAUACACAUACCCGUAACUGUAGAGUCCCUGAAUAGUGAAGCAUAACAAAAAGUGUAUAUUAACUAGUGGUGUUUUAAGAAAAAAAGGGAAAUGACGUAGUUAAACAAGCAAACUAAAGCAAAGCAUGAAUCGUUAAUUAAAUGAAAAGGAUUAAGCAAGCAAGCAAACAAAAAAAACAUCCAUUAGUAGUCUGAAUCAAAAACCUUAGUGAUAGUACCAAGAUUGAAUGAGAACCUGUAGUUGUUAGUGGAAACAAUAUUAUUAGUAAGUAAUGAACAAAGAAGAGAAAAAGUGAAUCAAAAAAAAACAAACGAGUUGAUUGUGGACAGCAAAACGAAAAAUAAGAAAACAAACCACUUAAGCCUGUGUAUAAAAUAUAAUAAAAAAAACCAACAGAGCGAUACAAGUUGCGAGAGCAUCCUACACGUCCCUACUUUAGUUCGACGACAGAAGUCGAUACAAACAGUGCUGAUUGAUUGAUUAGUAGAUUGAUAACGUAACCCACGAAACAAAACACAAACACACUCAUUCACUCACCCACUCGACUUUAUCGAGAGAAAAAUAAAUCGUAAAAUAAUGUUACCGGUAAAAUUUACCUAGUAGUUGUAGUAGAGUAAAUAAAAGCGUCCCAUCCAAUCGCGUAUAGGAAUAUAUCGUUCGCAAUAUCGCGCUUAUACUUGUCUGUCAAAAAUCGUUAUUGAAGUUAAAUCGAUCCAUCCUUGUUUCAAGCAUCGUUGUUUUGUUUCGUUAGAACCCUCUCCUUCUCCUACCUCCAAAGCUAACCCUCAUUAAGUUUUUGUUUGUAAAUUGUUAUUAUUCUUACGUAGAGCAAAUAUGUGGGCCUGACCUACCUACUGUAGUAAAUUGCACCUAGUUAUCCGAACACGGUAGCCUCUAAUUCUAACACUUUGUCACAACACACACGCAUACACAUUCACUCACCCGCAUAUAUUAAAAGCGUCUCAGUUACUUCGUCCUUUCGGCAUCCCUAUUUGUGUAAAGUAGGCAGCAAUCAACCGAAAAAAUAACACGUCUUAUUUUUCUCUUCUACUUCAUUGUGCAUAUCGUACCGCAUCGAUGUCUGAGUUUUGUUUCUACAGUCAAUAUCACGAAAUAAUUUGUUUUUCAACCGCAAAAUGUUAACAAACUAUGAACUCCUGUUGAAACUCUAAAUAUUUUUCAAUUGCAAAAAAAAAGUUUUUAACAGUAAUUGAAACUAAAGUCAGAUCUUCAAAAAGUUGAAUUGCUAAUUUUACUGUGAAAUUUCUACAACCCCGAUAAAUUCAGAUGGGUGUUACAUUAAUGCUCAACUAAUACUGUUCUGUGUUGAUCAUACCUUCAAAUCUUUUAACAAAACUUAGGAAGAACGAAAAGUAGUUUUGAAAUAAAAAAUCCAACGAAAUAUAUAUUUAGUACAAUCCGACAUGUAUAAGUAAACCGAGGUCAUCUGUGGCAGAAAGAAAAACUUUAUUUUUUUUCUAAUUCUCCGGACAUCGAUGCAGUACGGUACCGAAAUUGAAGUGGUUAGGUGUUGAUUUUUAAUGAUAAUCGUUUAAAGAAAUAUUUAUUUGUGAUCUUUCGGCGUAUUUUCUACUCUUUUUUCUCCUUUCACUUAUUAUUAGAGCAACUGCUUUAUUUACAAAACAAGAAAUAAAAAAUCAAUCGUUGUGUUCUAGUUUUGCGAACAAUUAUUAGCGUACUACUUAAAAGCUUUCAGUUCAAAUUUCGUACUCUGUUGAAUGAUAGAGGAAUGCCCAGAGCCGCGUGCGCGUGCAGUUUUUACACUUUUUUCGUCAUUCUUGUACCUAGCUGUCAACUUCGAAAAUAAGCUAUAUCAACUCUUCUGUAAGCGGAAAGGAAAACAUUUAUUGUGUGGAAAGGCAAGGAUAAGAAAUUUAAGAAAAAAAAGUAAGCAAUAGAAGAAAGCAGACACCGAGGUAAAGAAACAUACAGCCAAGUUUACAGUAAUAAAUAGAAAGUUUGUUUUCUUUGUUCCGUCAGUAGAAGGGAAAAACACAUACACACAUGAAUAACUAUCGCCCCGAUUGUGUCGCCGGGUAAUGUCCGCAAGCGAUCGUUACUUUAUUGCUAUUAUUUUUUUGAAAAUAAAAUCAGUAAAACAGUAAACAUACUUUUGUUGGUUGGUUUUAUUACUGUGUUGAGUUGUUUGAAUUGUUUUUUUUUAUUCAUUUUCGUUUUUUUUUAUGUUAUGUUUGCCGAAAUUCCUAUUUUGACAGUAAAAAUCUUUCUGGAGACGCUGGGCUAAAAUUUAUAAACGUUGAGAUAAAUUUACUCAAUACCGGUCGAUAAAAGCUAAAAAAAAAUGCCUAAGAGCUCUAAUGGGAAAAAAGGAUUGAUUAUAGCUUUUCAAUCAUAUUGUGUGAAUUUAUGUGCACCUAACGAAGGAGGUUACCUAACGUUUGCUUACGGGAAAACUUCUUAUAAGUCUCUGAACACUAUACUCAUGAUUAGGGGCACCAAAAUUCACAGGAACGGUUAAAAAGCUCAACUCCAAAUUUGAGCUCAAGGAGAAUUUUAUUUUUGCUUUUGUGGACCGUUUGUGAACACCGGUUUAGCCUAGAGCUCAAACUGAUAAAAAAAAAUGAAAGAUCAUAUCUUUUUGACCAUUCCUGUGAAUUCUGGUAUUCGCAGCCAGCUCGUAAAGUCUUCUGAGAUUUAAAUGAAGUUUUCUCGUGAGCACACGUAGAAGCGACGAACUUGGUGAGCUUUCAAUCUUUUGAUGCAAUUCCAAGCUCGCUAGGAGACCAAAAUUCACAAAAAUGGCCAAAAAUCUAUAAUUUUUCAUAUUUUUCCAGUUUGAGCUAUAGGGCAAAACCUGUAUUGACCAGUGUAAUUACCCUAUUCUCCAUUUAUCCAACCAGGUAGUGGCGGAAAAUUCAUAAAAUUAAUUGCCGAGAUUUAAGUUAAAUUUACAGUGCCUAGUUCAAUACAAGAACAACUUCCAAGAAGUACGGUACUAAUCUGGAAAAUAUUUUUUAGCUUUUGACUUAAAUUGAAUCAUACAUCUUUGUUUUAUUUUGAAUUAAGUUCUGUUUGUUUUAUUUAUCAAUUCUCGAUUGCACACCUUGUUUUAAAUUAUUUAGCAUGAAAAUAACACGGCACAUGGGCUUAACCGCUAUCACACGUAAUCAUAUAGUUCCUAUGAGAAAUAUGUAGCGUUGAAAGUUGUUUCAAAAUUGCUAUAGUAUAUAGAAAAUUUUCCGAAAGGGCAUAGAAAAUCCGCACUCUGCAGGUUCUACUCCUACACAGCCUAAAAUUGGUAGGGUUCGCGAUCAUAAUAUCACAGAAUAUUGGAAUUCUACGAUUUCUCACCUAAACGUAGAUCACCGUAAGCUAUCUGUACUGAGCACUGUCUGUUUCUAGUUUUACGGCUUUUAGAACCGAAAAAGGUAGUAAGCGAGAGUGAGAAAGCAAAUCUGCUUAAUAAUUAUAGGAAAUACCCCUCACACUGACUCACCGACUUAUUUAACUGAUAUACUAAAAGCUAAAGAGAAAAAAAAAGAACUAUCAACUGUACAACUUUUCGAAUUUUCAGUAAAAAAAACUCUACACCUAAUUUAAAUAGUAGAAACGAAAAACAGGAAAACAUUCAUUAAAACCUAGUCAUCUUUCAACCAAUCGCUCACGAAAUUUAAGCGAGAAUAGGCAGCACUAAGUGCUACGUGGCUGACAUUGUUUUUUUACUCAGUUUUGCGAAAAAUAAAUCCACACCAAUAUAAAAAUGUUAAUACCCUACGCUGAAUGUUAUUCGAAUUUAUAGACGAGAAAAAAAUCAAGUCAUAGAACAAUAAUAGGUUAAACGACAUUCUUUUGUAGUAAAAUGAUGAACAAAUAAAAAAAACAAAAAAAAUUGAUUGGCGCUUCGUUUUAAUUGAAGCAGACUGUAAAAUAGAUGUAAAACGCAUUUUGAAAGUAGGAUUUUCCAAUCAGUUUCAUAAAUUUAUUGUUGACAUUUGGGUUGGUUUCACUCUCACCGACACGAAACAAAAAACACAUACACACGCAGAAAUAUACAAAGUAAAAGCCUAUAGUGGCAAACUGGAAAACGAAAUAAAAAAUGAUCACAAUUGUGCUGCUAAUAUUUACAAAACAAAUUAACCGUUCAGCAUAAGGGGGCAGUGCUAUCAGAUCAAAAUCAGAUCAAAAUCUAAAGAGUCACUGCAAGUUGUUGAGUUUUCCUCUGAAAGGGAAGAAUUUGAAAUUCGUUACAAGUUGUAAUAAACAAAAAUACACCGGUGGAAGAGAACGUAAAAAAAUUGUUACUAAAUAGGGGUAAAAUGCUUCCGUCCACCAUCCAUUUUCUCAAACCGAGCGGAUAGGCAGAAGGCAAAUAAUCGAACAUCGCCUGUCUCAAAUGCUUUUGGGUUCAUCUUAAAGGCAGCACAGUAGUUUAUUUCAUCAUUUCAUCACUAUAUUAGCGUCGCCAUGAUUAACCUAUUUAGUGAGGAUCAAUAGUAUCUGUCAAUUUAGAAGCUUACGUUUAGAUGAAAUGAAGCUGAUAUCAAUUUGUACUUAGUAGAAUUCUAGUCAAGUGAAAGACGAAUAAGGUAAAAGUACACGCUAAACAGAAAGAAUUAGGAAUUGGAAAAAAUGCGCCCAGCAGUAGGCUACCGGGUGCUUGGGAUACUUCGUUUCUUUUUAAGGUUCGUUUCCAAAUCCAAAUAAUAAACGCAGUAGGCGAAAAAGGCACAGCAUUACUAGUUUUAGCCGCAGUUGGGAAAACCAAAACGGGAGUCUGCAAUCAAAGAUCCGUUCUCUGGUUGUGCACACGCUACUAGUAAAAACUGUUAGUUUAUAGUGAGUUCCACCAAACACAACGUUACUUGCAGAUCAAUGGUAGUGUCUAACAAUAACGCAAACAAUAACAGUUGAAGCCCGCAGCAGAUGCGGUUUUAAUAUUAAGUAAUACAAUUCUUUAAUCUUUCCCCCUCCUCAUCAAUGUAGCUCGACUAGUUGCGAGUUCCGACGAUUAAAUACUGAAAUCAAGUGAAGAGUUUUAACAAAUGUAGCGACAACACUGAGACCGGUGGAGGGCUAAAGAGCAUGUUCAAUAUACGUUCGUUAGAUGCAAACAAAACUAGCAAUCAAGAGUCGAAGACGAAAUAGUUCAAAUAAACAUCACAUCGAUGAAGCUGCGAUAAUGUGCGGUAAGAAUAACAACAAACAACUGUACAAGCCUAACCAAGUCUUCUAGAAGAAAUCAUAACCAAACCUGAUAAUUAAAAACAAGAAUAAACAAACAAAUAAACUGCUUGCUAUGGACUGUUUUUGGCGAGCUUCGCUUCGCAGCUCUAGCUUUGCAUAUCUAUCGGCUAUUUGUUUCUCACAUUCCUUCUUUCAACCCAUACACUCUUAUGGAAUAAGUACACUGAGAAAGUAAACGUUACUACCAUUCGAACUCGAACUGAAUCUAUAUCCUACAAGAUAUAUCUGACACAGGUGAAAAUUUUUCCGAAGCUCUUUCCCAUAUUUGGAGCCAAGAACCAACGUUUUUUCCGUUCCUGAGACGUUAUUUUUAUAUACCCUAAAUAUUACCCAACAAAACCUCCCGAAAGACUUCCACGUUCGUUAUAUGCAUAUAUUUACCAGGUACCGAUAUUAAACACGAACAAAGUGUAAACACAAAAGAACAUAAAAUAGGAAGCCAAAAUUCAACAAGUCUUUAAAGGUUCUUUUAUUCACUGUACUGAUCGAGAUUACCGAAUGGGAACGCCGCAUUCACGAGUCGAAUUUAAUAUAAGCAUAUUUAAUGUUACGGAGAGCGCGUUACGCGGUAAGGACAAACACUCGACGAUCGAGUUUAAGAAAAACUACUGCAGUUACAACCACGGGGAAGAACGUUGGAUGUACCAGGAUUGCAGACGGAGAUUGAAUAAAAGAAAGAUCAAUGUGCAAACUAAUUUUUUAGUUAAUUAGUACUUAUAAAAUGUUUAGGACGCAUUCAGAUGCAUUCAAAGAUUUUAUGUUAUAAUGAAGCAAAUAUUAUUUUUCUCAGCAAGUUUCUAGUCACUUUUUUUUUUGGAAAACGUUGAAAUGAAAUUAAAGUCGGAAAAUUUUGUCUGUAUUCAUUUAAAAAAUACUUUGACUAAAAUCAAAUUGAAAACGAUACAAUUUACAAGACAAACCUAAGCAAGUGGUUCAGAGUUCAACUAAAACUAGACAGAAAUUUUACAAUUCUCAUGAGGCAAUUUACAUUCAACUGUUCAGUCUCCGUCGGCAAUACCAUAUACUGGAAAUAUCAAACAAAAUCAUCGACAUGCGAAAAAACAAUACAGAAAUAUAAAAGCACAGAGUUUAAACAGACGAAACGAAAAAAAAGAAAUCACUCAAAGCAAAACGCCAAACGGUUUUCCACGAUCAAGCGACAAAAUAAUGCAAUCGAGAAGCAAAUGAAAAACGUGACAAAAAAUAAAUAAACAAGUGAGUAAACCACCAUUAGAGUGAACUCGAAGAAAACCAUACACUAAAAGUGCCUGAUAAUGUGGAUUUUUACUUCCGUUAGAAACAGAAAUCGAGUAUUUGGGUUUAUUUGAUAUCGAAGUUGAUGUUUUCGACGGAUAAAUGUCCUCGUUUUUAUUGAUUUUUUUUCUAAGCAGCUCUUUUUUAGCGCUGUUUCUACGCUGGUAAUAGAUGCUACUGUAGAAGACAUAUUCUAAUUAGUUUUCACCGAGUAGCAAAUGCGGUUGACAUUAUAUUAUAGUAUAAAUAAUCUAAACCGGAAUGCACAUCGCUGAGCUGCUCGCAUUCGCAAAAGGCAAGCUCCUUCAAACAAUUAGAUGGAAACUACACCACUAUUCGUUAAAGUAAUCAGUGUAUCGAUUUGUUUUCAAGUUUAAUUGUUACUCACUCAGUCAUCAUAGUUAUUCACCAAGUCAACAAAGGUUAUUAGAAGAAACAGUUGCAAAUUACAGACAUACUUAUACAGAAUACAAAUCGCAUAUUAUAUGUAAAACUUCCGCAGACAAAAAGAAAAAAACACAAUAUGGCUAUUCAUCUGAAGAAAUGGAUUGAAAAAACGAUAAUAAGCGUCACUACAGAAUCAUGCAUUCAAUACCAUGCAAAAUAAAAAGCAAAUCGAAAUAUGAUAUCACAAACAGUGUAUGAAAUUAUACAAAACAAAAUGCUGAUUUUAGAGGAAUAUUAUUAAUACUAUCCCACAAAUGACCGUUGAGAGAGGGGAGAGAAAGUAUAGGCAAGCAUUACCCUGCUGUAAGCUGUAAUUAGAAAGACUAAUUGUUAUUGAAUAACAAAACAAACACCCUGCAGCAAAAUUACCCUUACACCGUUUAGGGAGGGCCGUUGGAUGAUAGGUAACACUUAAAACACACACAUACACAAACACUCAAAAAACUUGAACUAAAAUACAUAAGUUCUAGCAAUGUUGUGACACAUUCGAAAGCAACAACCAUCCGAGCGGGGAUUGUGUAGUGGCAGCUUGAAAAACAGAGAAUAAAAUCACAAAUAACACAAACAAGUAAAUAGUUCUGACCGACGUCCAACCGAAUGAACAGAACCAACGUGCAACGGUUGAGGGGAGCGCGGGCGUGCAAAGCAUAAUAGUGUACAAAUUAUAGUUAGUAGAACUGUUGCCGUUCAUCAAAGCUGUAGUGAACGCGAAAGUCAACUUGCCGGGACGAAGAAAAAAACAUUAACUUGAUGCAAACAGAUAAAAUAGAUUCACCAUUAAACAAAGAAUAUGAUAUAUGAAAACAUAAAACAAAAUGAAAAUGAAUAAAACAGGAAUGCAUAAUCCAUACUUAAGGAAAUCACAUUGAGAGAGUAAAGCAACAGCAACAAAAAAAUACACAUUAACUCAUACACGUACGCAGUUCAUGAAAUAUGUAAUAUUUUGUGAUGAUAUUAUUAUAAUAUAAAAUAUUGAAUAAAAGUAAUCGUUUCAAACAA